AUGUUGCUCAAGAAGGAAGUGGAGAAGCGUGACGCGGAAGCGAGCCUGCGUUGUUUAAAAGUACGACUCGAUAAGCUAUCCAAAAUCAAUGUUUUAAACACGGCAUUCCAUAUCUGGCAACAGGGCUGCUUUGGUACCAUAAAUGGCUUUCGUCUUGGCCAACUGCCACAUUCGCAGGUGGAAUGGAACGAAAUCAAUGCUGCCUGGGGACAGUUGGCUUUGCUGCUCAAUGCAAGUUAUAAAUUUUUAUUCGCUGUUGAAAUCAUACGGAAAUAUACUUUGGGCGAUUGUCUGGAUGAUUUUCAUUUUUCGGUCUACCGUAUUGUACCGAUGGGCAGUUACUCAUUCGUGCAAUGCAUUGACAGUGAUGUGGACUUACCGUUGUUUGGCAGCGGCGGCUUCAAACCGUUUGGUCAGAAAAAGCUCGAUGAAGGCAUUUGCGCGGACAGGAUUGAAGAUAACAAGAUGGAGUAUUCGGUGAAGAUGCAGUUCAACUCGGAGGAACGGUGGACCAAAGCGAUGAAAUGCCUGUUGAUCAAUUUUCGCUGGGCAAUUUCGUUCGUCGUUGUGCACUCGAAAGUCCUGGCAUCCGAAGAAAAUGCAGCAUAG
Molecule: messenger RNA, 609 nt
Organism: Gongylonema pulchrum
Lineage: Eukaryota; Metazoa; Nematoda; Chromadorea; Rhabditida; Gongylonematidae
Source: the annotation of a GenBank genome assembly